Messenger RNA from Cercopithifilaria johnstoni, 1218 nucleotides. Lineage: Eukaryota; Metazoa; Nematoda; Chromadorea; Rhabditida; Onchocercidae. The record is from the annotation of a GenBank genome assembly.
AUGGCUCAACAAUUAUCUAUUACUACCACUAUUACUGUUCCUAUUACUACCACUACCACUACUACUGUUCCUAUUACGACUACCACUGCUACUACUACUACAACUGUUACAACAAUUAGUAAUCAAUCAAAAUAUCCAUUUACUCAAUCUGAAUUGCGAUUAAAUUCUGAAAAUUCGCGAAGUAUGAAUGCUAUUGCUAAUAGUGAUUUAUAUCAUUGUCAAGAUACUAAUAAUCGUAUUGAUAAUGAUAAUAUCAACAAUUUCUAUCAUAAUCCAAUUUAUUAUCCUAAUGAUUAUCAUAAUUUAUCAGUGAAAAAAUAUUUUUCUGUUGAUCAUUUCAAUCGAAUGGUUUUUGAAACACCCCAACGACGAGUUACAAAAAAAUGCCGCCAUUGUAGGAAACAAAAUUUGUUGAAUCAAUCAUUUAAACAUUGCAAGCUUAUUUCAACGAAAGUACAGCCAGCUUCAUCGCAAAAGCUUUAUUCAUUCCAUUUAUCACUUGAAAAUUCGAAUAAUGUAAAUGCAAAUCAUUCAUUCGAAUGUUCCUCUCAUCGUGAAAAUAUGUCACUAUGUAUUUGUGAUACGAUUUUAAAGAAGAACGAUUCAUGUAGUUCUAUAUCACAACUUUUUACUACGGAAAAUAAUCUAUGCAGUUGUUUCAACAACUUAAAUAAUGUUGCUGAUAAUGAUAACGAUAGCGAUAGUGACGAUGACGCUCAUAAGAAUAAUGGUAAUAAUGAUAAUGAUGAUGAUGAAGAGGAAGAAGAUGAGAAGAACGAUUCGAUUAUAUCAAAGGAUCAACAUUUUAAUAUAAUAUGGUGUAAUGAGAAUCAAAAUGGUAUUAAUGAUGGUGAUAAUGAUAAUGAUGAUGAUAAUGAUCGUAAAUGGAUCGCUUCUCAUUCUAAAGAAUCACAAAUUGAUCAGGCCAAAUUUAUAGCAAUUGCAACGGAAAAACUUUUAACAGCAGAUCGAAAUAUGAAAGAAGCACAGCGUUUCAAUAUUUCACAUCAAAGAAUGAGACGAGCGAGUAGUUUGUGUAAUAUAUUUUUCUUACGAAAAUUGCUAUCAAUGGAAAUUAGCAAUCCGAUAUUGAUUAGUAGUACGAAAUCGACAGAUUACUUACGAUGUUUGCCGAAAGUGCAAACACUUCAUAAUGGCUUGAAUGAUGUUAGAAUUUUUGCACAAAAAAAAAACUUUAGAAUUAAUGAAAUGAUAUAA